AUGGGGCCAGCUAGUGGCUUAGCUGACACUGACGUUGAGAUACAAGACGUGGGCUACAUUAAUCUUCCAAACCGAGUUGAUAGCCACUAUUUUUACUGGUACUUUGAGUCACGCAACAAACCAAGCACGGAUCCGUUGCUAGUAUGGCUUCCUGGUGGGCCUGGAAUGGGCGGCACGUACGGACUCCUGGUCGAGAACGGCCCUUUCACGAUUAACCCCGAUCUUUCCACGAAGCUGAACCCAUUCUCAUGGACUACACAAGCCAACAUGCUGUGGGUCGACAUUCCUGUUAAUUCUGGGUUCUCCUACUCGCCUGUCGCUGAAGACGAUGAGCUUACGGAUGAACGUGUAGCUGAGAGCGUGUUCUGGUUUCUCCAAGGCUUUUUGAAGAAACACCACGAGCUCCAAGGACGAGAACUUUUCCUCGUGGGUGAAAGCUAUGCAGGCCAUUUCGUGCCUACCGUGGCUCACUACAUUUGGAAGAAACAGGGAGAGCACCUUUUCUCCCCUGCUUCCGCCGACUCCGUCCCGAUAAACCUUCGGGGUAUCGCUAUUGGCAACGCGCUCACUGAUCCCGUGGAAAUCUUCAGUCAUUUUGUCGAUAUGGCCGACAAUCCGUAUAAUAUUACGCUAGUGAACGACACUCAAUUGGCAGCGAUGCAAGCGGCAUCUCCCCAAUGCCGAAGCUUAUUGACCGAGUGCCAAACGAAUACGUCGCGGUGCGCAGAAGCAGGCUCUUUCUGCAUCAGUACCCAGUGGAUUCCAGUAUUUGGAGAGCACCGGAAUCCAUACGAUAUCCGUCAAAAGUGUGACACUGCAAUGUCCAGCAUGAGCGCUUGUAUGCCCGAGGUACCAACAACAAAGGGAUAUCUAGAUUUGCCGAAGGUGCGUCAGUUCCUUGGAGUCCACCCCAGCCGUCCCGAGUGGAUUCAACUCAACGGUACCAUCAACGCCGGCUUUUUUGGACCACCUACUUACUCGGGACAAUUAUCCGUGGGUGAUAAGGUCGCUGAGCUGCUGAAUGCAGGAUUACGCGUGCUGAUGUACGUUGGCGACGCUGACCUGCUCUGCAAUUUCCACGCUAUUGAAGCGACUGCAAAGAAGCUCAACUGGUUUGGUACUACCGGAUUCAACGCAGCAAAAAUGCGUCCGUACACGUCCGCCUCGGGGAUCAAGGAUGCUGGCAUGGUGCAAUCGUUCUCCCACCUGACGUAUGUGAAAAUACACAACGCUGGUCACAUGGCCCCGGGGGAUCAACCCGAGGUCGCUCUUGACAUGAUCUCCAAGUUUAUUCGCAACAAGACGUUGUGA
Molecule: messenger RNA, 1311 nt
Organism: Phytophthora infestans T30-4
Lineage: Eukaryota; Oomycota; Peronosporomycetes; Peronosporales; Peronosporaceae
Product: serine protease family S10, putative
Exons: 1
Coding region: 1-1311 (436 amino acids)
Biological process (GO): proteolysis
Molecular function (GO): serine-type carboxypeptidase activity
Source: RefSeq, a predicted model, not a curated record